Molecule: messenger RNA, 2373 nt
Organism: Talpa occidentalis (Iberian mole)
Lineage: Eukaryota; Metazoa; Chordata; Mammalia; Eulipotyphla; Talpidae
Product: sialic acid-binding Ig-like lectin 13
Exons: 7
Coding region: 125-1510 (461 amino acids)
Biological process (GO): cell adhesion
Cellular component (GO): plasma membrane
Molecular function (GO): sialic acid binding
Source: RefSeq, a predicted model, not a curated record
CCAACGUCUGACAUGGAGCCGUCCUGCCCUGCCCCCCUCCCGACUCUGGGGCGAAGCUCCUCCCUGUGUUCAGCCAGCUUGUGAUCGCGCCAUCAGGCUUCUGUCGAGGCUUCCUCAGUCUGUGAUGCCCAGAUCCUUGACUCUCCCUGCGAUGCUGCCACCGCUGCUGCUGCCCCUGCUGUGGGCAGGGGCCCUGGCUCAGGAUGGGAGAUUCUGGUUGCGCCUGCAGGAGCGGGUGACGGUGCAGGAGGGCCAGUGCGUCCUCGUGCCCUGCCAAGCCGCCUACCCUGGGCCACGUUACACUGCGGGACGCACAGUUUAUGGCUCCUGGUUCAAGAAAAGGGAAACGUCUUCAGGUGUAGGUUUUGCUAUGGUGGCCACAAACCACCCAGGUCUCAAGGUGGAGAAGGAGACCCGGGGGCGAUUCUACCUGCUGUGGGACCCCCAGAACUACAGCUGCUCCCUGGACAUCAGAGACGCGCGCAGAGAGGACACGGGGACCUACUACUUCAGGGUGGAGACACAGAGUUCUGUGUUAUAUGAUUUUAUGAAUCAGCAGCUCUCUGUACAGGUGACAGCGCUGACCCACAGGCCGGACAUCCACCUCCAGCGGCCCCUCCAGUCCGGCCAGCCCAGGAACAUCACCUGUGCGGUGCCCUGGGCCUGUGGCAGGGGUGUGCCCCCCACCUUCUCCUGGACGGGGGUCGGCCUCAGCACCAUGGGCACCGACUCCCCGGUGCUCAUCCUCAGCCCGGGGCCCCAGCACCACGGCUCCAACCUCACCUGCCGGGUGACCUUCCCCGAAGCGGACGUGAGCACAGAGACCACCGUCCGGCUCAGCGUGGGCUAUGCGCCCCAGAACCUGACCAUCCAGGUGACCAGGGAAGAAGGCUCAGGACCUGAAGCCCUGGGCAACGGCUCCUCUCUCCCGGUGCAGGAGGGCCAGUCCCUGCACCUGGCCUGUGUGGUCCACAGCUACCCUCCUGCCAGGCUAAGCUGGCUCGGGGGGAGCCUGACCAUGAAGUCCUCUCCAAGCCUAAACCCCGUGGGUGCAGGAGGCGCAUGGGAGCAGCCCCAGACCCUGGAGCUGGAGCUGGCCGGGGUGCGCCUGGAGGACCACGGGAAACUCCUCUGCCGUGCUCAGAACCCCCUGGGCUCCCAGGAGGCCUCCCUGAGUCUCUCUGUGGAGAGUCCACAAGGAGCCAGGACGUGGGUGGUUCCGGGGGCCGUCGGGGGAGCAGGAGUCUCCGCCCUGCUCGUACUCUGCCUGGUCUUCUUCAUGAGCACCAGGGUGGAUCCUGGGCUGACAGCGCCCUACACCCCCGGGGCCUGGUGGUGUCCCCCUCAGAGGAGGAGCAGGAGCUGCAUUACGCCAACCUCGGGCUCCCCAAGGCGAGCCCCAGGGCCCUUCUGGUCCAGGAGACCCCCGAGUAUGCUGAGGUCAACGUCCGACAUGGAGCCGCCCUCCUCUGACCCCCUCCCGACGCUGGAGCCCCAAAAAGGCCUCUGAGGACAGCGGGUCCUGCGCUCCCUGCAGAGCUGACACCUCAGCGAGGUCAGAAAGGCGAGCUCGGGGCUCCUGGGACAGAUGGAGCCGGAGCUCCUGGGGUCACGCCCAGCCCAGCCGCUUAGACACGCGUCUCCGCUCACUCUCCGGCCUCAGCAACCUCCGCUGCAAAGUGGGUGCAUGUGCACAAGGCGGGAAAUGCACCCCGAGUUGCCACCUAGUCAGCUCCCCUCUCCCCCACGGCCCUUCUGCUUGGCUGUUCAGGAGCGUGUGGAGGUCCCAGUGUGACUCUGUUCCUCAGGGUCACUCUCUGGGGAGACCAGUUUCCUCAUCCAGCUAAACAUGCACAUAAACCCCGGCUGGGCUCUGAGGCCUCCCCAGUGUCUGAAAGCACAGAAGUAGGGGUGAGAGCCUCAGGGUUGAGGACGUCCUAAGUGAGAGGUGUCCCCCGGACAGGCCAGCGCCCCGUGAGCCGGGACAGGAGGCCCUGAAGAAACCAGCCCUUAGAGCCGGGGCCAGAGCGGACCCAGGAGGGGACAGGGAGCGGCUGGAGGAGGCGAUGCAGUGACAAAUGACUGGUCCCUCAGAUAAGCAUGAACAAGUUUGUCUUUCCCCUAUUUCUUGCCAUUCCCCCCUAGUUUGACAGGUUUGUCUUCUUGCAUUCCAAGGAGAGUAACGAGUAGAGCAAGUGCGCGCCCACCUGCCUCUGACGUGGCCCCUUCCCCUUGGCAGACCCUCGCCCAUCUCCCCCUUUGUUUAACUUUUGUAUAAAGACACUGCACCCUGCCCAGGAGCAGGACGGCUGUCCCUCAGACAUGAGGCUGCUGCCUCCUCCUCUGUCCACAAAUUAAACCACUUCUCUUUUC